Protopterus annectens (West African lungfish) is the source of this 2991-nucleotide messenger RNA. It is a transcript of the gene BIRC7, whose product is annotated as baculoviral IAP repeat containing 7. The transcript is spliced from 8 exons. The record is from RefSeq and is a predicted model, not a curated record. Bases 250 to 1851 code for a protein of 533 amino acids. Gene Ontology annotation, molecular function: cysteine-type endopeptidase inhibitor activity involved in apoptotic process; ubiquitin protein ligase activity. Gene Ontology annotation, biological process: regulation of cell cycle; negative regulation of apoptotic process; positive regulation of protein ubiquitination. Gene Ontology annotation, cellular component: nucleus; cytoplasm. NCBI's taxonomy places the organism in Eukaryota, Metazoa, Chordata, Ceratodontiformes, Protopteridae.
UGUCUGAAGCUUCUGGUGUUUCCAUUGCCCAUUACAAAUAUAAUCACAGAUAGUUCUUUGUUGAAGCAAAAUAGCAUCUUAUAUUUGCUCUUGGCAGUAUGAAUACUUUUAGAGACAAAACAUUUGAUUGCGUCUACAGAGCAGGGACUUUUGCAGGCUUCCCUGGAUUCUUAACCUCUGAUACAGUAAGCAGUCUGGUAAAAAAAUGGGCUGUAUUAUGCUGGGCCUGGGAGGGCUCUGAGGUGCUGUAUGUGUGGUAACACUAUCCAACAAUGGAACUGUGAAUUGUCUGCCUUUCAGCAGCACAGAAUGCUUUAUUCAAACUGUGAGCUUUCCAGAACAGAGCUUCAAAGCUCAAGGGAUGCAGCUUUCAAUACAUUUCAUUCCACUGGAGCUGGGACACACAAACAUGUGCAUGGCCAGUGGCAAAAUUCAGCUACUGCAUCUGAACUGAGCCAUCAAAGUACACCAGCUAGAAAUUCACAGCUUACCCAGACUUCUGCUAUGUUCAGGGACGGCAGGGUGGACAAAUAUGGGUACAAGCCAUCAAUGUGUAAUGUGCUGAAGAGACUAGAGACAUUCCAGGAAUGGUUGGUUGGAGCCCCAGUCUCUGCUUUGGACCUUGCCAGGGCUGGGUUCUUUUUUUUGGGUUAUGGAGACCGUGUACAGUGUUUCUCCUGUGGUGGAAUUCUUAUGCAUUGGGAGGAAGGGGAUAGGCCCUUCCAUGAACACAAAAAGCACUUUCCCAACUGCAGUUUUGUGCAAAGAGAAGCCGAAGAUAUUUCCAACUCUCAGAGUCUGACAGAUUCUGUGGAUGGGCAGUUACUCAGCCAGCUUCAAAGAAUAGCUGUGGAUGAAACAGCCCAAAGAAGCCAGCCAGCAUACCCCGAGAUGGAGACCGAAGAGAGGCGAGUGGCUACUUUCAGUAGCUGGCCCCAGUAUGCAGCAGUACAGCCAGAGCAGUUAGCUACGGCCGGGUUCUUUUACACAGGCCAGAGUGACAAUGUCAAAUGUUUUUUCUGUGAUGGUGGCUUGAGGAACUGGGAGACUGGAGAUGAUCCUUGGAGGGAGCAUGCCAAGUGGUUUCCACGGUGUGAAUUUUUACUGCAGAUAAAAGGGCAGGACUAUGUUACUGCAGUCCAGGAAAGCUACUUUAGGUUCUGGCUCUGUAAUGAGGUUCUGUUCUUAGCUUUGCCUUCAGGCCUUGCAGAUGAUAUCAAGGCAAAACGUCUGGAUGCUCACUUGGAUAACCAGAGUUUGGUACUGCUGUGGCUUAGCUUUUCAAGACAUUACAGAAUCAAGUUUAUAACACUUACCACUGUUGGCGGCAGUCAGUGUUCUAGGUCAUCUUUCUCUUGGCGUUUCCCAGCAGGUGUCGUGGGAUUACAGGACUUGCCUGCUCUGUUGCAGAGCCCUAUUGUGAGGCAGGUACUUCAGAUGGGCUUCGAUCGUGGCUUGGUGGAGAACCUGGUUAAGAGUAAGUACCUGCUCAGUGGGCUGCGGUAUACCUCCGUCACUGACUUAGUCUCUGAUCUGGUGCAAGCUGAGGAGGAAGAGCAGACAGCAAGCCAGGAGGACAGAGAGUCUGUGCAGAGGCCAGUAGAGGCACUAGAUAUAACUGCAAGAUCAGCCAGAACUCCAAGAGGCAAUGUUUCAGGGUUAAGUGCAGAAGAGCAGUUGCGACAGCUACAGGAAGAACGUCUCUGCAAGGUCUGCAUGGAUAAGGAAGUGUCCAUUGUUUAUAUCCCUUGCGGCCACCUUGUUGUAUGUUCAGACUGUGCUCCCAGCCUCAGAAGAUGCCCAAUUUGCAGGGCAGUGAUUCGUGGCAGUGUUCGCGCAUUCAUGUCUUAAUUAACAGAAGGUUAAACUGUUCUUCCUUGGAAGAUUUAUGUGCCUAGUUUAAACCGAGAGAAGACCUGUUUUGAAUUGUUGCUGACCUCAGUGCAAUGAAACCUAGAUCACUAAUGCACUCAGAGAAAAUGAUAUAAAAUGUAUUAUACAACAGUAAGAAUCCAAGAUGAAAGAAGUAAUGACAGAAGCAUAACCAUGUUGCGGAACACAUUUUCCACAGAAUUUGCUGCAAAUGCUUGCAUAUUUUUCUGAGAAAUAUAGUGUAAGCAAGUCUUUUGAAAUCUGUAAAAAAACCUUCGUAAGUGCAGCGGGGAACAUGUAGUUCUGCUUCCCCAUUGCAGAGUGCGGUAACGUCGGUUUGUAAAGAGAAGUACACUGCAUGUCCUUUAGACAGAUCUCCUCCUCAAAUGCUUUGUAGUGAAAAUAAAAAAUAGAAUGAAUGGUACAGCUAAAUGGGGACAGCCUUCCUAGCGCCAUUUCCUGUUUAAGCUGUUUUAAGUGAUUCACUACAUCUGCUGCUGAAAAAUAAUGUCUAUGGUGCCACCUUCUGGUCAAAAUUGGAAGUAAUGUUCCUCUGGAGAAGAGAAUUUCUGCAGCCUGUAUCUGUCAUUACCUUUGGUUCUUCAGGAUCCAGAGUAAAAACAACUCCCUGUACUUCUGGGUGAGAGAGGGUAUCAGCUUUCUUUGCAUAAAAAUGAUGUUAAAACUCAGAUUUCUGUACAACUUUAUCUUUGGCUACCAAUAACCAUGACAUAUGUGUUCUAGAGGAUUGCUUAUUUAUCUCCAAUCUUUCAUCCCAGACCUUUUUGCUCCAUUUCUAUGGCAGUGCUUAAAGAGCGCUGCAUAAGGAAAAAUCCUGUACACUGUGAUUUCUGCAAGAAGAAAAAAAUAUUGCCAUACUCAUGAAUAGUUAAUAUAUGAUCUAAUUUGAGUUUUGUGACUUUGCUGCUCUAGCCAUGCAUUAUAUCUACUAUUGUGUUCACUUUCCUCUUUGAAAGCUGUAAACAAUAAAGCUAUUUGUAUAGCCAAAGUAAGACACAUCAGUGCAUUUGUAAUAGGAUAGCUGCAGUUUUUUUCCAUCUAGGUGAGGCACAAUGCUUCAUGUGCUGUUUUGCUUAAAAUAAUUUUUUAUAAGGAUAA